Molecule: messenger RNA, 19357 nt
Organism: Podarcis lilfordi (Lilford's wall lizard)
Lineage: Eukaryota; Metazoa; Chordata; Lepidosauria; Squamata; Lacertidae
Source: the annotation of a GenBank genome assembly
AAACCUUUCUCCCUUUGAGGGGUGGGGGAAAAGGGAGCAAUUGCUGGAUGGGUUCCCCCCGCCGAAAUGGCUUCUUGGGAGCUAGGGAUGCGGGUGUCAGGGCGAGGAGACAAAAACUGAGGCUCAGGGGAAGUUAAGGAAGAAACCGACACUGGCGCCGUGAGGGGAGGCGAAACGCGGUUGAGGCGCACCCAAACUCUUUCGUAUUUUAAAAACUGCUUUUCCUCCUGCGCCCUCUCCCACCCAUUGUAAGCGGCCCAUGUUUUAAUACCCGGUAAAGAUACAUAUUUGGGUGAGUGGGGUUUAGGAAAAAUGACUUGCUUCCUGCAGUGAGGAAUCUCAAAACCUUGGGAAGUAUACACGAAAUCCUGAAAAUGGCCGUUGGAAGCCAGCUUCUAACAGCACACUGAAAAAUAUGAUGCAUCUGUGGCAUCCAUGAACUAGGCGCUUGAGGGAGGCGAGGGGAAUUACGUGGGAAUUUGAUGCAUUGCUUCUUCUCACCCCGUAGGAAGCUGCCAUAUACUGAGCGGCACCAUCGGUCUAUCCUGCUCAGUAUUGCCCACACUGACUGGCAGCGGCUGCCCAGGGUUUCAGUCACGAGUUUUUCCCAACUUGGGACCUGCUGCAUGCGAGGCAAAAUGCUGCGCCGUUAGCGCUUAACACCCUAAUAAUUAUUUAUAGGUAGCUAUGAGUUGCCAAAUGCUCGAAGUGGCGCUUUAAAUGUAUGGAGCGUUUAAGUAGCCGUGAUUCUACAGUGCUGCUUCUUCGAGAGUGAGAGAGACGUUAUCCGGUGCUUGAGUUCUCGAGGCACCGUUACUUUUCGCCCUUCGCAGAAAGGAGCAAGUCCGAGCAGGGUCCUGCCCGGGCGAACGCAACUAUAUUGAGACGCCUCUUUCUCCAAUCGACGUCCAGCUCAGGAUCCACCCACCUCCGGCCGCCCCUUCCCAAGGAUAUAAAACGCGCGAGCGCUUUGCACCGUUCUCUGUGCCUCUUUCCUGGGGCGUGCUGCGUUUGUUUGUCUCGGCGGCAGAGGAGGGAAAGUGCAGUUCCCGACAGGAUCGACAGGACGGCAGAUCAUGGCACCUAUUGGAGGGACCCCGAAAAACAAGAAGGUAAAGCCGCCGGCUGCUUGGGGCUCUUGCUUGCUUGAUUUUGCUGGGAAGAGAAGCCCCGAGGUGUAAUAGAGCCGUCAAGCUUAGAGACCUUUCUCUGUCUUCGGAGUGUUCGGGCAAGAGGUGGUCGAUUAUCUCCUGCAAGGCGUCAUCGAGAAAAAGAACAACGGUGUUUUAAUAGAAAAGUUGUGAGCGAGAGAGAGGGGUCGUUUGGGGCUUUGCUAAUAGGCAGACCCUGGGGGCUUCAAGAGGGUCAAAGGUGAAAGUCCGCUCCACGAGUUGAGGUAUAGAAAUAGACACCUCGGUCUACACCCACAGGGGGGCAAUUUGAUUUUUAAGGUGGGCAGUUCGAGAAUGAAUUAUUAAUAGUGAAUGGCCCUUUAGGCUUCCUCCACGUGAACAGGAGUUCACUUUUCAAAUAAUAAGAAUUAUAUAUGGGGGGGGGCAUCAGGAUUUUAGAGAUGCUUAGGUGGGUCAUGGGCGAAAAAAGGUUGGGAACCACUGGUCUACACCCUUAACUAUCUCAGCUGCCCUAGACGCUGUGAAGUGUAAGCCAGGGGACGUAUUGAAGCCAGGGGCACCUGGUUCUGACAAUUUUUUUAUAUCCCAAGACUUUUCAUUUAUUUUGUGUAUAAAUCUGAUUAUUCACAUUGCUAUGGAAAUGUUCAGUAUGAUAGCAAAGUGUGUUUUCUGCAUUUGGAACAACUGAAUGUGAUACUGAUUUAGAUAGAUACACUUUUUCCAUGCUUUGGCCAGGAUUCUGCAUAAAAAUGUAAUCAGUCAGAAUUGUUGGGUCACUUCCUAUUCCAUGAAUAUGCAAAUUUGCAGUCCCGCAGAUGUGAAUCUUCAUUGUCAUUAGAAAGCUUCACUAGAAGACUCAUUGUUAAUUGCUUUCAUAAACGUUACUCCGUGUGAUUUCAAAGGAAUUCAUCUAAAUAUUUGUUGCUUGAUCGUGUAUAUGACUAAAACCUAAUAGGAGAGGUAAAGAGACUUGAUAUAAAAACCAAUAUAGGGCACAAAUAGGUUCAAGUCUACCUGGUCGCCUAAGAGGUGUUAGUAUGAUAUACUAUAAAUGCUGUCAGUGGUAAGAAUCACCUCCAGACUAGGUAUUUUACAGAAUGCAAGUAUUGUUUUUCCUUUUAGGCCCAUAAUAACUACCAGAUAUGUUUCUAUAUGUUCAAAGGAGUAAACUAUUUUGUACAAAUAAUUUUUUAUAAAAAUAUAUAUACGAAUUUGCUGUAAUGAAGAGGAUUUCCAAGAAGUGCAUUGGUGAUAAUGAAGUGCUAUGAAGGGUGAAGAUUGUGUUCCUUUGACCUAUCAGGGUCUCAAUAGUCCUCUUAAAUCAGGAAUGGGUAAUUUCCAUCCUGGAAGCUGAAUGUGACCCUCUACAUAUUUCCUGUAGUUUUUGUCGUGCAGAUUCAAAGUAGCUAGUCCAUUACAAGUUAAAAAAUUGUGCUCUGUGAAUCCAGCACACAACUGGUGAAUUUAGUGGCUGUUGUAACAGUCUUGCAUUUAAAGAAUAAAUGCAAUGACGCAAAAUGAUUUUGUGUGAGUUUCAGAGGGUUGAGUAAUAAACUUGGCAUAGGCCUCCUGGCAAGCAUUCUCUUAUCAGUGGGAAUGAUAUAAAACUAGCACACAAAGAGAGAUUUAAGACAGAUGUGUUGGCAUGGUUGAUGGUAGCUGCUUUCUACAUGGCAAUCCACCAGUGGAAUCUUACAAAGUUUCUUCAGAAAAUAUCAGCUCUCAUCUGUGGCUCCUAGAAGCUGUCAGUAUGCGACAGCUUCAGGAACAGCUUCAACUGGCAAGCUAAACCAGAUGAGGGUAGCCGAUGAGUCUCAAACCCUUGGCAAGUUAGGGACUUCCCUUACACACAAAGACAGACUGCGGCGGAUUGAGUGGACAAGAUCAAUAGUGGGUCCAACGGUCAAGAAGGCAGCUUCUGCAUAUCCUGUAGAGGGAAAUUAGGGGCAUAUGGGGCUCAUCAACUUGGGAAAGUAGCCCAUCUACUUUCAGAAAAUGAAAACUCUGAUCCUAAACCUCCGCUGCCUUGUGUGAUAUCUUGUGGAGAAGAUAACGCUAAGGAGUAAACCCUACACAAAUCCAUUAUGGAGUCUUAAGAUGAGUGGAUGGUGCCUUGUAUGCCUCCUUCUGGCAACUCCUGCUGCCCUGUUGGAAUCAGACAUAUUGCUCUGCUUUCCUUUGGACCACACCAACAAGUGGGGUCUUGUCUAGACAUCCCAGGACCUCCAUACACACUGCCCAGGCUUGCACCCCAGGAAGAUCACUUAAGUGCAGCAGCUUAACUUUAUAUGUUGUAUGAAAUGUUAAUGCCUUUUAUGAUUUUUUCUCCUCCCCAUGAUAUAAUGUAUUUAUGUAUAUGUUUUCAGAUAUAAGUUGCUUGCAGACCUUUUAUCUGAACGUUCUAAAAUAUUAUAUGAACACUAUGUAGUAGUUGUUGUUGUUCUUCUAGGGUAUUCUUGAACGUCUAGAUGCUGGAGAAAUUGUGAUUGGUGAUGGAGGAUUUGUCAUUGCUCUCGAAAAGAGGGGAUAUGUAAAAGCUGGGCCUUGGACUCCAGAAGCUGCUCUAGAACACCCAGAAGCAGGUUAGUUUAAUCUGCAAUGUAUACAGUAUGAAUUGUGUAAAGUUCCCAGUUGUAGAAUACACAUUGACCCCUAUGCUUGAUAAAGUUAGUCAUGAUAAAAGCUGUGAUCCUAAACAAACUUACUAGAGAGUAAACAUCAUUAAAUACAAUGAGUAAGGCUGUAGAGGAUUGUGCUUUAUGCUCCUUGAAAUCAGUGGAAUAAGUCGGGUGCAAUUAGUUCAUAUCCCAUUUCAUUCAAUGGACUUAAUCAUAGUCCACUUUAGCUAAAUAGGAGCUGUUGGGCACAACACACAGGCCAAUGAAAAUUGAUUCUAUUCAACAAAUUUUAAUGGGCUCUUUAAUGGGCACAUUUUCUGAUUUAUACCUGAUUUUGUAUUUUAUGACACUUUGAACUGGUUAUUACAGAAAUAUUGCUUUAACAUUAUAUCAGUAAAAUUUAAUCUUUAAAAAAAUAUUUUUGCAGUUUCGGGACUGCCUUAAAAUAAGGAUUUACAGUAUACUGUUUGUUAUCCUGUGUCUGAAGGCAUCUAUAGGUCUUUGAAGAUAGGGUCCUGGAUUUACAAAGACAAGGGGAUGCAAGCAAAUACUGUGAUAAUCACAAAAAAGCCAUAUUAAUGUAAUCAGUGGUCUUUUGGUUAUCCUCUGCUUCUAUAGUAGCAGACAAUGUGGUGGGACGGCACUGCUCACCUGACCUGUGGUCAUUGCAUUGUCGAUAUUUACCAGGAGGGAGAUGGUGGCUAUGGUGCAAAUGCACUAAUGGGAGUAUUGGAUUGGCUCUGCCUCUGCGUUUGCAACAUGCAGGCUUUGCCAGCACUUCACCCCUCUGCCUCCUGGUAAGCAGCAGUGAUGCAACUAACAGGAGGUCAGGUGAACAGUAGUAAUCCACCACAUUGUUUGUAUCUGAUGGUGUUGAAUACUAGGUGUUCUGGUACCAUUUUCAGUAGUAGCUUUAUGUUCAAAAUCAUUUGGCAAAACCUGUACCUCUUCAAACACAAAACUGUCCCUGCCACAGUAUGGGGAGAGUGAAAUUAAGCCUGAUGCUGCUACUUCUGUCCACCACUACAAUUUUCCAUGUAUCACUCCAGCUCCUUUAAAGUAAGGCAAGAUUUUAAAAAUGCAACAAACAACUAUUUCACAACUGGGGUGUAUUGCGAAAGUCCAUACCAGUCAGGCAAACAGUGUUCUAAGUGUGAAAUAGAUGUGACCUUAAAUCAUUCUUAAAUUACAUUUGUAUGGGUCAAAAUGGGGGGGUGAGAGGGGUGACAGAGAGUGUCAGAUGUGAACUUGAAACUGGAUAGGAAACCAAACAGUCUUGAAGUGAAGAAACAGAGCCUGUUUUUUCUUGCCUUUGGUUAGAGUGCGGAUGGUGCCAGCUAUUGCACAGUAACUGCUGUGGGGUUUGAGACAGCUAUUCUGGCAUCAUAAUUAUAAACACAUUUGCUUGUCCUUUUUAUUGUGGCAGAAAAUGCUUCCUAAAUGAGGUAACGAGUAGAAGUAAUUAGUGGCCUACCUGUGCACAUUAAGUAUCCUGCACUGCAGGGAUACCAGCAUGGUUACAGGUGUUGCUGGAUACAACUUCUAUCAUCCUUGACCUUUGGUCAUGCUGACUACGGCCAAUUGAGGUUGGGAUCCAGUAACAUCUGGAGGACACUGCAUUGGCUGUCUGUGUUCUACUGUCUCUAUAAAUUCAUUGUAGUUGUGGGUGGCACAUUUCCCAUUUAAAAUCUACUUCUGAUACACUGCCUGUUAAAAAUGCUAUUGCAUAUUGCACCAGUAGACUAAGGAAAAAUAGCUUAAUUGGCUAUAGACAAUAUCCAGUAGUGAACAGACUUCUAGCCAUUCAACAGGACUUCCCCUUCCUCUCCUCCUCAUGCAGCUCCUUGCAUGCCUACUAAAACUGCUGUGUAGGGUUUUGGACCCUCUGCAGGUGAUCUACUUGUAGAUCGCGGGGUGUUUGGGCCCUCAGUGAUCUCCCCCGCACCCAGAAGGGGGGAAAACCUGUGGCUUCCUAAAAAAAGUUCAACAACUUUGCCUUUCCCAAAAAAGCUCAAUAACUUUGAGUAGAUCGCAGUCAUUUGGGAGUUGGAUGUCCCUGAGAGUCUAGAGCAAUUUGGGGGAGGAGUGCAGGAGGCUGCAGAGGGAAAGAGAAGAAGGGGAAAUCUGCUUGGAUAACACUGGCUAUUGCUCUAAGGAAAGGAAAGAAUGUGCCUUUCUUUUGCAACUUCAGAUCUACCUGGAAGUCUUUCAUCAGCUAUUAUCAUAUGAAUCCUAUUUAUUUAUACUUCUACUCAAGUCAGCAUUGUUCUUAUUUUACAGGCAGGAGAAAGAUGAUGAGAGAGAGAGUGAUUUUGCUUUCCCAAGAUAUCUCUACAAUAGAGAUGAACCUUAAACCUCCCUGGUUCAAAUCCAAUUUUGUCCAACUGUCAGAUCUACAAGUGAAAUGGUUUAACAGUCUCAGAUGCCUUUUGCAUUAAUCAUGUACCAAUUGCAAGUUGGGAAAUUAAUGUGCAGACUUUUUAAUUGAUUAAAUACGCAUACCCUUUAGUAAUAAAUCAAUGGGAGUGUUUCUUUUUAACAGUAUAACAACUCAGUUAAAAAUGAAGCGAAUCACGGACUUCCGGGUCAGUGCCAUCGCUAAUGGCGGAUUCCCUCUGAUUCUCAGAGGGACCAGCUCCGCGGGAUCGGGUCUUACGGCUGCAGCAAAGUGGGGACCCUUUAAAAAUCACAGGCGGGGGAAGCCUGUGAACGUGGGGACUCGGCGGGCACCAUUUGCGCCCCCCCCAAGUUGCGAAGGGACCCUUUUAAGGGCUCCGGAGCGGGACGGGGUGAGCGGCGCGGUGCUGAGAGUCGACUGCUUCUUCCGCGGAGUGAAGCCACACAGCCGUUAUCGGAGAGCGCUGACGUUUUCCUGGGAUAAUUGGAUUUCGAAAGCAACUACCUGUGAGUAGGAUUAAAUUGGAUUUAAAAGGAGAAAAAACAGCUAAUUCGGCACCGAAGCGGGAAGGUAUAACCAGGAAGUCUGCCUUCCUUUCUUGUAAAUAGUUCAAAGCAAAGAGACUGUAAAGCGGAAACAUAGAGAGACGUUCGGAAAAAAGACUUAAAUCUUAACAUCUGGAAAGUGGUCUCCCCUCUGGAUUGCAGGAGAGGAGGGGGGAAGGUUUGAGUUGUAUUUACCUGCAAAGAAAAGGGGGAAAGGAAGCUAAAAUCUGCUGCUUAAAACCUGGGAACGGACUGCCCCUAGACAAGGAAUGCCGUUCAGUGGAAAGCCUAUCGGUAAGCAGAGGAUUUUUGACAGCUAACUCUGCAGAAGAGAUAUAGUGUUUCUGGACUUCUCCUGGCUUUAAAGUAACUGUUCAAGUGCAUUGAAACUGUUGUUUUUAAGUGAAUUGGGGGACUUAUAAAGACCAUCUUUGUUCUUAAAAGUUGCAAGCUUUGGCUGUUACUGUGUCCCCCUAGAGGAGGCUGGACAUUGUUACAAUAACAACUGGGUUAGAGGAAAAUUCCAUUCCAAAACAAACUUUCAACUGUGGGAACGACCUUGAAUUCUCAUGAGAGUGUUAUGGCAGAUGGGAAAGGAAAGAUAGAGCUGGCGCAGGAAAAAACUACUAGGUCUGGCAGACACUAUCGGACAGAUACUGUGCAGCAGCGAAGGGCUUCAACAUCUGGAGCAUCUGGAACAUCAGGGGCUGCACACCCACAGGUCAAACCAAAAGUUAUGUCGUCCGAAGACAUUUUGGCACAUGCACUUGGAAAAAUUAAUGAAUCUUUGGAAAAUUUAGCUAAGCAGGUAGCUGAGACUAAUAAACAAGUAGCUGAAGCAUCAGGUAAAAUUGAUCUGAAUACUACAAGUAUUAAUAAUUUGGGACAGAAGGUGAACACCAAUACAGAGUCUAUCGAAAAAUUAUUACAGGAAUCUGCUUCGACCCGAAAGAUAGCUGAAGAAGCAAAAGAUAUUGCAACUGCUAUUCAAGAGAAGAUACCACCAGUAUAUAAGAAAUUGGAGGACCACGAUUUGACAUUGUCUAUGAUUGAAUUGAAAGAGAGACAAAGAAAUUUAAGAAUCAGGGCUGUACCAGAACGGGAGAAAGAUAACCUGGCUGACUUUCUUACACAGGAAUUUAUAGAAUUUUGGCAACAGGACUUGGGGAAGGAAGAAUUCAAGAUAGUGAAUGCAUUUAGACCUGGAAGAGGACAAAGCAGGAACAAGGUGAGGGACUGCUUGAUUACCCUUCGAACAAAAGAAGAGAGAGACAAAAUUUUGAAUUUGCACUAUCAAAAGACUUUGGAAAUUUACGACUCAAGUGUGGUGAUAUUUAAGGACAUUCCAAAACAUCUUUUGGACUUAAGGUUUAACUACGGAGACCUAGUUGCCCUGUUGAAAAGAAAUAGAAUUCUUUUCAGGUGGGAAUUUCCUCAAGGCCUAUCCUUUAAAUACAAAGGAAGAAAGAUAAAAAUAAGAUCAGUCAAUGAUAAGGACAGGUUCUUGAAAGAUCACGAAGAAGACCUACAGAAAGAAGUGGAAUCUGGAGAAGAGCCAAAAGGCAUACUAGACAUAGCAAACUUAUCUUUUGGAUUGCACGGCCCAGAGAAAGAGACACCACCUACAGAACAAGAACAGACACUUGGUGCAGUUGGAGGUAAAGUGAAGUAACCCCAUCAUGGCUCUGCAACUGUUAAGCUGGAAUUGUAAUGGUUUGAACUCCCCUCGAAAGAGAAAAAGUGUUUUUCAUCUACUAAAAAAGGAACAAUUGGACUUGAUUUGUUUACAAGAAACACAUAUAACAAGGCUACACAGGAAACUACUGAUUAAUAAAAGAUUGGGACAGGAGUUUAUCUCAUCUGACAAAGUUAAAAAAAAGAGGAGUUGUGAUAUAUGCAAAGGAGAGACUAUCACCGAAAUUAAUUUUUAAAGAUGACCAAGGAAGAUUCUUGGCAAUUGAAAUUCAAGUUCAAGGAGAGAAAUUCUUGAUAGUAGGAAUUUAUGCACCGAAUGAGGGGAAAUCUGAAUUCUUUAAAAAGUUGCACGAGACCUUACUGGACUAUUUGGAUUACAAUUUGAUUUUGAUGGGGGACAUGAAUGGAGUAGUAUCUACAAAUAUGGAUAAGGCACAAAGACAGGAUGGUAGACUACCGAAAACAUUUUUUGAGAUGACAGACAAUAUAGACUUAGUGGAUAUUUGGAGAGUAAAGAACCCCUUGGGAAGAGAGGGAACCUUCUUUUCUGAAGCCAAGAUGACAUGGGCUAGAAUUGACCAAAUAUGGAUAACUAGAGGAAUGGCACCAAAGAUAAAGAAAGUAGAAAAAUGGUAAGGAUUUGCUGAACCAAUAAAUUGAAGUGGAAUACAAAAAAGGGAGGUACGAGGAGGUCCGGGAAACAAGCUAAAGGAAAAUAAGUAACUGAAAAUAUGUGUGUCUUUAACUGUUUUUAUUUUGUAUUUUUCUCUUUUUUUCAUUUUUAUUGUAAUAUUUCAAAAAACCUUAAUAAAUAUCUUAUUAAAAAAAAAAAUGAAGCGAAUCACUAUGUGUAGGUCAUAAAAUGGAACAUGAUAAGGCAAUACCAUGUAAAAGGAGCUGCUGCCACAAUAUUAACAUCAUAUUUGACUCUCCGUUUUGUUUAAACAUUUUGCAGUUCGUCAGCUGCAUCGAGAAUUCCUCAGGGCUGGAUCAAAUGUUUUACAGACAUUCACCUUUUAUGCCAGUGAUGACAAAUUAGAAAACAGGGGGAACUAUGUAGCUGAUAAACAUUCUGUGAGUAGUUUCAACAGCUUUUUAUCUUUAUUGACAAGUAGAGUUACAUGAUCUCAAUGCAGAAACAUGGGUCAUCUUUGCAAGACAUAACUCAUUAAUUCAAAGAUGUAGAUUUAAAAAUUCAAAUAGAAAUAAAAUGUAUGAAGAUUUAGUAUACUGAAAUGGCAAGACAGAGAUGCUGCCUGGAUUACCUUCAAAAAAAAACAGGGACAACCGCCUGUCAGAUGAAAGAAGCAAGCUAGUUACUCUUACUGUAGUUAUUUCUCACAAAGCACUUUCAAGUUGUUUAAUACUGUGGAAAACAGGAGCUGACAAGGGCUAAAUUUAUCAAUUAAUUGUGACAAAGAAAAGUUUGUAUACCCAUAUACAGAAGUAACUCCUUAUAGUGUGAAAUAAUAUUAUGUGCAAGACAUGAAUAGCCAAGAAGAAUGUUUCUGUUUGAUUUUUCAGUAAAACCUAGUUACUAUUUUUUAAUCUAGAAACUAAAGUUGGAGGCCAGUUUGUCCUUUGCUCCUCCUUAGAGAUAUCGUAACACUGUGGUUACCUUUCAGGCUUGAAAAUAUUCCCUCCCCCUAAUAUUUUCCUCAGGUGCUUUUAAAUCUCUCACUUGAGAACAUGUCAGCAAUGUCAGGACAGAACCAGAAAAGAGAUACAGACACUUUUGUCAACACUGAGAGGCACUCUCCACUUCAAUCUUUUAAGAAUCAUCUGCCUAUUUUUAGGUAGUUGGUUAGGAUCACAUAUGUCCUCACUCUAAAUUACCUUUGCUUGCCAGGAGUGACAGAAUAAAUGACAUUUGCUGCAUGAUUCCUGACUGUCUGGGUGGGACUACUGAUGAAGACCUAGUUAGUUGUUGUUGGUUGUUUAGUUGCUUUUGCCAAAACAGAAGCAGGCUGGCUCAAUGGCAGCAAAGAGAGGCGAACUAUAUUUAUGUUGUGAUUAGAAGGAGUUAUUUUCAGGAAAUAUUUUUGGGACCUCUGAAGAUACUUUUUUGGACCCAAAAACGAAGCAGGCAAACAUUUACACUGUCCUCUAAUAAAAACCACCCCCUAUGAAACUGUACUGUGAUGAUUGGUAAAAUGUGAGACUUCUUAGCUGGACAACAAAUGUAACGUGUAUUCAUUUUUCCUACAAUAAAAGUGUAGGUAUGUGUAUGGUGUAAGUCCAUACUAAUGCUAUUUCUGUAUUAUCAGGGCAAGAAAGUAAAUGAAGCAGCCUGUGAUAUUGCAAAAGAAGUGGCUCAAGAAGGCGAUGCUUUGGUGGCUGGAGGCGUCAGCCAAACCCCUUCAUACUUAAGUAGCAAGAGUGAAGCUGAAGUUAAAUCAAUCUUUCGAAAGCAGCUAGAGGUUUUUACUAAAAAGAAUGUGGACUUCUUAAUUGCAGAGGUAAAUGCAACCAUUAAGGAAACAGUAAGUGGUGAUAAUGGGGGAAACGGCUUUUGUGAUAGGUUCAUAUCCAGAGUUUGUGUGAAUUGAAAAACUGCUUGCACAAUGGGGCUCUGCAGAUUUGCAACCCACCUACCCCCAAAGAGUGACCAAGGCAUGCCAAAACCGGGCCUAAACCCCUAUUGAAAUGGAUAUAGAAAAUCUGUUUCAUCCAAGAGUGCCAGAGUUGGGGGUGGGGCACCCCCUCAGAAAUUUGUACCCAGGGCCAUGUGCCCCUCAGCCCCCCCCUCCAAUGCUGGAAGGUGUGGGAUAACAAUGUCUUGGGCCUAGCCUCUGCACAAACAAAUCAGAAUGAAUGCUCAAUAAACUGAUAUCAUAUAGCCUCCACAUAAAUUUUACAUGAACAAAUCAGGAUAGAUGCUCAGUGAGUAGGUUGGUAGAACCCUUAAACAGAUACCCUGAGGUACAAAUGAGUUUAGUAUAUGAUGAAAGAUACUCAGCAAAUGCAAUUUUUGGAGGGAAAGUUUUGAAUAUUUAGAAAAUAACAGGAAUCCUCAUUUCCCUCUCCACUGGGCUGGGAAGAGGAAGCACUGGCUUCAGCAAAGGUGUCUCCCAACUGAAGGUGAGUGGCCCACUGGUGGUAUUCUUCUUGCCAUUGGAGGGCAGCAGAAAGCCUUGAAAUAUGGAGCAUUCCAAAGGUGGGGAGGGAGCAGAGCUAGGCUUAGGCCCCUUGUGGAGUCGAUCAAUGUGCCAGUCUGGAGCUCCAGCAGUGAUCAAGGCUAAUCGUAGUCCACCUCCGUUUCAUCACAGCCACCAUGCAUAGAUAUGGGGCAGAUGCAACGAUGGCUCUGACCCUCCACAAAGCCCUUUUGUCAGGGGGUGGGUUUUUGCAUCGUAUCCCAAUUUUUUUAAAAAGUACUUUUUCUUUUAGUCUUUUGUUUGUUUCUGUCACAUUUUCACACCAAAGGUAGUAUUAUGCUCUGAACUCUCUCUUCUCUCUCUUCUCUCUCUCUCUCUUACUUACUCCUUUCAUCUCUUUUUAGUAUUUUGAACAUGUGGAAGAAGCUGUGUGGGCAGUUGAAACCUUAAAAGAAGCUGGGGUUCCAGUUGCAGCAACUCUUUGUAUUGGUCCAGAAGGAGAUAUGCAUGGCAUAUUACCUGGAGAAUGUGCUGUCAAACUUGUAAAUGCUGGUAAGAUUCUAUAUUUGACGUAUCCAUCGUGAUACAAGUUAAAAUAUUAGCGAUAUGGAAUGAGAUGAAAGAAGCUCAGCAAAAGUAGGUGCAUGUUUGAGUAGGAAAAUAUUGGACAAGGUGAAAGAGAAGGCCUGUUGGCUCAUGGUGGACCCAGCUUGUGGGGGGGGGGGCAUUGCCUCAUUCUCCCUAAUGGACCAAUUACUCAAAUAGUUCUACUUUUUAUUUUAAAAUUUCGAAUCUGCUUUAUUAAGGCUCAAAGUAAAAAUGGCAUUUUAACAAGUGCUUUGCAAAUGACCCUGUUGCCCACUUUAGCUGUUGCAGCACAGAAAAACAGGCACGUGGCCCCAUCCACAGGCAAGUGGGGAACAGCUAUCAAUCUCUUGAUUCUGCCUGAAAAGGUGCACGAGAUGCAAAUCCCGGCACAAAUACUUGAAGCUUGUACCCCACACCCAUACUUGGUUGCUUUACAAUACCGACAAUUCCACACUUAAAUUAGGUGGCUAAAACGAAUAAGCUUUGGAUGGGAGGAACCAGGAAUGGGUUUUUUGUGUGAAAGGACUGUGAGCAAAAAAAACAAAAACACACACAACCAAAUUUCUGGACUGGGAGGUAUCACUAAGAGGUACAUCCUGCCCUUUAAUUCUAAGUAUACAUUUACCUCCCUUUCUAAGGUAGUAUUUUGCAUGUGAUUCCAACCUGAUAAUUGCCACCUGCCCCAGAUUUUAACUUGUCAGAAUUAAUUUUAAGAUGUAUUUUAAUUAAUUGAUGUCUGUUUUUAUGCAUAUUGUGUUGUUUUUAUGAUGUUAGCUGCUUUGAGCCCGGCCUCAGCCGGGGAGAAUGGAAUACAAACUUAUUUAUUUAUUUAUUUAUUUAUUUAUUUAGUGAUGCCAGCUUGUGCUCUUUGGGUUUGUGGGUGGGAACUUAGCAAAUCCCUCAAGCUUGAAGUCUGCCCACCCCAGGUCUAGAGUACAUUUAGCCCAGUCCUGCAAGGUGUGGAUCUCAUACUUUAAUCUGACGCUCCCAGCAUUUCAAAGACAAUAAGUACUUUGCUAUUUAUGUCUGUUUCCAUACAUGCAUAUUUAAAGUGCAGAUAAAAAAAAACACCAUAUCACAAGGGGCCCUUUAUACACAGAUCACAUUAGUUUAAAAACAUUGAAUUGAAAGAUAUUGUGAAACACUUCACAUCUUGUUCUUUAGGUGCGUCUAUUGUUGGAGUGAACUGCCAUUUUGAUCCAGCUACUUCCCUCAAAACUCUGAAACUCAUGAAGGAGGGCUUGGCAGCUGCUAAACUAAAAGCGCACCUCAUGUCACAGCCACUUGCGUUUCAUACUCCGGACUGUGGGAAGCAGGGGUUCAUUGAUCUACCUGAAUUUCCUUUUGGUAAGACUUUUGUUGUUGUUGUUGCUGUUCUUAGCGUGAAGCUGCGAGAAAAAUAGCACUUAUACAUCAAAUAGCAGUAUACAGUAUACAUCAAAUAUCCAGUCCAUGUACUGGAAAUAGGCCCCAUUGCCUUCAAAAGCAUACAGUUGGUCUGGAACUGAAGCCAUGUUGCACUGUAUAAAAUGUAUUAUUAAUUUUUUUAAAAUGCACCAUCAUUCUAUUCAUAUUUCAAGAGUGAUUUAUAGUCAAUUAGAUUAAUUAUAGGGAUGCGGGUAGUGCUGUGGGUUCGGCGGUUCGAAUCCCCACGACGGGGUGAGCUCCCAUUUGUUCGGUCCCUGCUCCUGCCAACCUAGCAGUUCAAAAGCAUGACAAAGUGCAAGUAGAUAAGUAGGUACCGCUCUGGCGGGAAGGUAAACGGCGUUUCCGUGCGCUGCUCUGGUUUGCCAGAAGCGGCUUAGUCAUGCUGGCCACAUGACCCGGAAGCUGAAUGCCGGCUCCCUCGGCCAAUAAAUCGAGAUGAGCACCGCAACCCCAGAGUCUGUCACAACUGGACCUAAUGGUCAGGGGUCCCUUUACCUUUACUUAGAUUAAUUAUAAAAUACAACACUAAAACAGUAGGGUCAGAGUCUAAAUAUUUAAACCUAAAGAUUGCUGGCAGGUAAACGUCUAUAGCAAGAAUAGGAACCAUUUUUCAGGCCACAGACCACGUUACUCAGCAAAAAGCUAUUAGGGUUGGGGUCACAUUUCAUACAUGGGCAGAGCCCAAAAGUUACCAUGCAGAUCAGCUGAGGGGUGUGUGUGUUAUUUUCAUCCUGUUAUAGGGCUGGGCUUGAUGUCUGUGCUGAGACUGGCAUGAAAUUGGGCCAUCUGCUUCCCAGAUGAUCUGCAAAUAUCAUCUAAGGAGCAGGAGAAAGCUACUGAUUUUCAUCCCCAUCUCAGUAUGCUUAAAGCUUCCCACCCUGUAUGCUGAACUGGGGAUUAAAAAUAAAUAAAUAGAAUCUCCCUGUUCCUCAGAUGAUCUAUUCCAUUUGGUUGGGAAAACAUGUAGGUAAUUCUUGGAACUAGAAAAGAGUGCUGAAAAAUUUGUUUAGAUCACUUUGUGGAAUAGGGAGCCCUACCUAAGAAAAGUCAGUUUGGAAACCGAAAACCUGCUUCCCAAGAGUGGCUAUUGUGGCUCUGCCUAAUGGUACCUGGAAAGAGACUCCUUGCUGCUGUUUGCAAACUAAAUAGUUGUGAAUAAAUACACAAUUGUCUGUCCUGGUUAGCGCUGUCUAAAGAAAACAAACCUAUUUUGUAAAACAUUUGGAUGACAAUGGUAGUGUUUUGCACAGAUUUUUAUCACCGAAUGUUCAGAUAAUAAUGAAGUUAAAGUAAUUACAUAUCAUUACAGCUUUGGAGCCAAGAAUUCUAUCCAGAUGGGAUGUUCACAAAUAUGCAAGAGAGGCCUAUAAUUUGGGGGUUCGAUAUAUUGGAGGGUGCUGUGGGUUUGAACCAUAUCACAUCAGAGCAAUUGCAGAGGAGCUGGCCCCUGAAAGAGGAUUUUUACCACAAGCCUCUGAAAAACAUGGCAGCUGGGGGAGCGAAUUGAGCAUGCAUACCAAACCAUGGGUCAGAGCAAGGUAAAGUAUAUUUUUAACUCUGAUACUAAAAUAACCUACUAUAUAUAUUUCUUUUUCAGAAAUGCAUUGCUUCAUAUGGCAAAUUUCUUGGUGGUAGUAGUAGAACUCUAUGUCAUGGUAUAAAACCAUGCACACAAGCAGUUUUGAACAGUAAUUUUAUAGACCUAAACACCAAGAUGGAAGUAAUGGAUGCAGGAUAUUACUAAACAUGUGCAUUUAGAUCAAUACAGUGACUGAGUUAAAUACCCUCCAGUUUACUAGAGUACCUGUUAUUCAGCCAUUGUACAGUACAGUUUCAUUCAGAUUUCCUGAUGAUAUAAAUGUUGUUCCUUUCAUGUUAGGCUGGAAGCAUUUGCUAUGUAUAAUAAAGCUAGAGAGACUGAAUUCAAUCAGAAUACUAGCUUCUUAGUUAUGUAGUUUCCCCUCAUGCUCCAAACAUGUUGGGACAUUUAGAUAUCAAUUUCAUAAUAAACUUGUUCUGUUCAUACUACUUCUUAGGCGCCCAAUGCAGUGCCCAUCAAGGCCUUCUGUCCCUACCAAUUUUUAAUUUUUUUUAAAAAAAACCUGUGAGGGUUUUAUUUCAGGCCAGGGGUUUCUCUUUUGGGAGGUCUGUGUUUUCUUUGUUUUGAGCUGUAUGUAGAUAUGUUGCUGGGCCCCUGGGGAGAUUUUGUUUCAGGGAGUGGAGGCAGUUCUGAACAGCACCACUUUCAUUCUGUGAAAUGGGUAUUUUGUGGUGCUCAUAACAGUUUCUUAGAUUUCCAAAUAUUCUCCCUCCCUGACACAAAAUGUUGGGCAUUCUUUUGUUAUUGUGUGGUAUUGCCUUCCUUUUUGUUGCAGCUAAGCCAGAGGGCCACUAUAAAGUUCAGCAUAUAUCUGUAUCAUGGUUGUGAAGGUUGUCUGAGGUCCUGAAACCUCAUUUAAAUGUCUUACAUUGCAAUCAUUAUAUAGGUUGCCUUUGAAGUUCAACAAUGUGCUGCCUUUGAACAUUCAACAAUGUUUAAAGCUAUAGUCGAGAUUUCUGGAAACCUACUAUUCAUAUUCCUGGGGCUACAAAGUUCAUUUUAGCCCCCUCCCCCUUUUCACUAUAUUAUAUAUGUCAAUGUUAUUUUUGACCUGGCCUUAGGAGGAAAAGAAACUAGGAAAUAUGCAUAUAACCCUUUCAAAAGCACCUGUAUUCCAGAAAUGAUAUGUUAGGGUUUUAUGCCUCAAUAUCCUUGGAGAGGUGGAGUGGGGAGAAUUAGCAACAAUACAGCACUACCAAUGUGCCCCCUUAAGUGUUUGAGGCCCUCGGUGCUAGAUCUCAGUGUCCUGGCUGAAUGAUUACACUAUUAAUCCCUCUGGCAAGUCAGGGUUGCCACAUAUCCUCUUUUUCCAGGACAGGUCCUCUUUUUCAUGGGUAUGUAAAAUCAGAGGCGUCAUAGUGAGCCAUAGUUAAAAGUAGAACACCUUAAAUUUAGUUAUUAAAACAAUCCUUUGCACUGUUAGGUUUACAACCAAAAUUAUUCUAUGACAAUCUGUUGAUUUACAUGCUAAAACAUUUUGUAAAAUAUCUCGUACUUUAUCCCUCUUUGAUUAAAAAUAUAUUGAAUAGGAUUUGUCCCUUUUUUAACCUAGGGCUAGGAAGGAAUACUGGGAGAAUCUCUUGCCUGCUUCAGGAAGACCAUAUUGCCCCUCACUGUCAAAGCCAGAUGCCUGGGGGGUGACCAAAGGGGAUGCUGAGUUGAUACAGCAGAAAGAAGCAACAUCUGAACAACAGCAGAAAGAACUCUUCAAAAGACAGAAAUUCAAAUCCAGCACUGUAGCAUAGAUUAUUAGCAAUUUUGUCUAUGCAAAAACAAGCAUGUCAUUGUAUAAUUGACAACUCAGUAGAAAGAUCAGACAGAAUUUAUUAAUUGCAAGUUGGAAGUAUAAUAAAUCUCAAAACACUUUUUAAAAAUUAAAAUGCGCCCAUGCUAUGUGCUGCACUUCUAUUGAAUACUCCAACUUAUUUGCAGUACACACAAUUCAGAGCACGUUCAUCCUCUAAUCCUAUUGAAAUAAUUGGGAUUUAAUGCUUACAUGUAAAAUAGUCCAAUCCUAAGCAACUUUUCUCAUAAUUAAGUCACACUGCAUUUAACAGAAUUUCCUUCCUAGUGAAUGUGCUUAGGAUUUCACCAAAAAACUUGGGUUAAUUGGAACUUUAUAGGGAUUGUGCCCAUUAUCUUAGAUGGAGAAGCUUUAUCUUUUAUUUCCCCCCCUUAUAAUCAUAGCACUCUUUAUGAAAGCUAAAAGAGAUGAAUACUUAUUUUGGAAAGAUAUAUUUUUCUCAGGAUAAGAAUAGCUUAAAUCAUUGCAAUUAUAUAAUUUUUAAAAAUAAAAUAUUUCUGAUAAACAGCAGACUAUUUUCAAAAUAUUUGUUGGUUUUAUUCUCCCAGGCCUGAGAUGCCAUUGCGAUCUCUAAAUGCAUAUUGCAGGAGAUCAAAUUAAGCUAAAAAUUAUUCUGCAUUAAAAAAAGAAAAGUUUAUUAAAAAGGGUUAUUUACAGUCCCAAUUAGAAACAGAAAAAUGUAAAGAAGAUACAAGAAUAUAAAACUCUUUUCUGCAUGUGAAAUCCAAACAGGUAACUUCUGGAAAUGUAUGAAAUCCACUUGGCUUUUCCAUUACAAAUUAGCAAGAAGUCUUAUAUAGAUCACGAAUGAAGUUUCCUCUUGAGCUGCUUAGCUUCCCAGACUGUGGGUGGUAUCCAAAAGUGAUGGUACUGAAAUAAUCCACCAGUGGAAUGGGGAGGAGGCCAUUUCAAUGACCCCUAAAUUCCAUGCCCUCUCUAAAUCUGCCUCAAGGGUUGGGGGGGUCCCCUCAGGGCAGAUUUUUGCCCCCCCCCCCAGUAUGUUUUUUGAGAGGUGCUAUGCAGGAAGGGGAAAUGGACAAAAAAAAAGCCCUCCCUGUUUUGCUGACCAAUUCCUUCUGUCAAUAGAUAGUUGCCACUGGAUACCACUCUAUAACUAUGCAGAUAUUUCUUCACCAUGUAGCAUCUGUGGAAGCUGAUCACAUUUAGCUUCACCACUCAGCAUGAUUGAUCUAUUCCAAUAUACUUCACUGGUGCACCUGAUCAAGAAGUUGAAAUAAUCUUUCUUACAUUUAAUCUCGUAUGAGGGCUUUGGUACCCGCUUUUAAAAAGGGAGAUCUCCAUUGCUCACUGAAACUAAGGUCACAUGUUAAAACCUUAAUGACUGAAAAUCUUCUGGCAUGUGGCUCAGGGCCGGCCUGAGACAUUUUGGCACCUGAGGCAAACCACAAAAUAGCACCAGGGAAGAAGGGCUGAGUGAAGAUAUACAUCAGGAACAAGGGGGAACUAAAGAUCUACAUUGGAAUCUGCUGCCCUCUGUGGUUCCUGCCACUUAAGGUGCUUGCCUCACCUUGCCUGAUAUAGCUAAAUAAAUGACUAAUAUCUGCUAUAUACUGAGGGAAUUGGCCUAUAUGUGACAUCAUUCAGUUCUUUUAUAUCUAAGAGCAAUGUUCUGUAUUAAUACCAAUAAAGAUUUACAAAUUACCCUAAUGUCUUGCUGUUUUAAGAGUGAAAUUAUAUUUAAAACGUGCAUUGUUAAGAAAAAUGAAUAAAGGUACCUAACACAAUGUUUUAACAUGCUUCGUUUGGCACAGAAUAUUCUUCCUGAAUAUGUUUGCCUUGCCACCUUUCUUCUCCACGACACAUUAUAGAACUCUUUUGUAAUUGUGCAUACACACACACACAAAAGGCAGCAUCAAUCUUGUAACAAUAAAGCAGGAAUGGGAAGUUCUGGCCCUCCAAAUGUAGCUGUAACAAUAUAUAUACAGUUAAACUUCAGUUGUCAAAUGUAAUCUGUUCCGGAAGCCUAUUCGGCUUCCGAAAUGUUCAACAACCAAGGCUUCUGAUUCGUUGCAGGAGCUUCCUGCACUCUGGAGAGCCAGUGUGGUGUAGUGGUUAAGAGUGGUAGUCUCGUAGUCCGGUGAACCGGGUUUGCGUCUCUGCUCCUCCACAUGCAGCUGCUGGGUGACCUUGGGCUAGUCACACUUCUCUGAAGUCUCUCAGCUCCACUCACUUCACAGAGCAUUUGUUGUGGGGGAGGAAGGGAAAGGAGAAUGUUAGCUGCUUUGAGACUCCUUCGGGUAGUGAUAAAGCGGAAUAUCAAAUCCAAACUCUUCAAAGCAGAAGCUGUGUCAGAUGUUCAGUUUCUGAAAAAUGUUCAAAAACUGGAGCAUUUACUUAUGGGUUUUCGGCGUUCAGGAGCUGAAACAUUCCAAAACGGAGGCGAUUGGGAGCCGAGGUUUGACUGUAUAUAUAUCAUUCCUGUUCUUUGU